Messenger RNA from Paramacrobiotus metropolitanus, 1245 nucleotides. RefSeq names its product tigger transposable element-derived protein 6-like. Gene Ontology annotation, molecular function: DNA binding. The record is from RefSeq and is a predicted model, not a curated record. Bases 22 to 1245 code for a protein of 407 amino acids. NCBI's taxonomy places the organism in Eukaryota, Metazoa, Tardigrada, Eutardigrada, Parachela, Macrobiotidae. Gene Ontology annotation, cellular component: nucleus. The transcript has 4 exons.
UCAGAGCUCUAAUUUGUCGUAAUGGGCCGAAAGCAGCGUAGUUAUACAGAGGAACAGAUUCGAGCAUUUCUGAUCGGUUUUGCUGCCGCUGAUGUGAGCGCACGGAGUUACGCAAAUAAUAUCGGAGUUCCGUGGAGAACUUUCACACGCUGGAAAAGCAGGUUGAGGAAGAACGAGCCUCUUCGGAAGCAGAAACACAAGCGAAAGCCGGACCACUCUGACAUAGAGGACGCUUUGUACGAAUUUCUCCUGGCCGAGCGGAAGAAGGGUCUGAUUGUGACGCGUCUGGAGCUGAAAAAAAGAGCGCUAGAGUUAGCCCAGGUGGAAGGAGCUCCAACCUUCAAGGCUUCAGACGGUUGGCUUACUAGCUUUUUGAAGAGAAAGUGCCUGCGAUACCGUGUCCCAACUCAACAUGCUCGCAAGUCUGAAUUUACAGAAGAAGAUCUGGAAGAAGAGCUGGAGUAUUUUCUCCGCUUGCACAAUUCCAUCGUUCUGGAUGAAACUCCCGCUGACCGCGUAUUCAAUUUCGAUCAGACGAUGAUUCGCCUUGUAGCGCCGAAACCGAAAACACUUUCUCCCAUUGGAGUGAAAGAAGUAACUGUUAAACAGCCUCCUGGCGAAAAAGAAGGAAUAACUGUGUCUUUAACGAUCCGUGCGGAUGGUGGAAAAUAUCCCGCUGUAGUGGUGCUAAAGGGGGGAAAGAAUGGGAAGCUGUCAGAAGGGAUAAUGAACAAGCUGAAAGUUCCUUCUAAUAUUUUUGUUGAGAGCUCUUAUUCUACUUGGUGGACGGAGGAGAUGGAUCUGGACUGGAUAAAGUAUACAUUUCCAGAAGAUACGCAAAAGCGUGUUUUAGUUCGAGACCAAGCACCUGUCCACAAAAAAGAACCAUCGGAGCUCCUACUUAGAGAACGAAAUGUCGAGCAAAUCUUCGUGCCUGCUGGUCGCACAGGCGAUUAUCAGCCGCUUGAUGUCAGCGUUAACAAAGCAAUGAAGGCCUCUUUUCGUAGCGAAUAUCAGCUUUGGCGAGCAACUCAUCAUGAAGUAACAAAAUCGGGAUAUCUGAAGAAGCCAGGGCGCCAAGACUUCCUGGAUAUGAUCUCUCGUGCAUGGCAAAGCGUAACCCCAGAUCUUGUCCGUAAAUCGUUUUCGCUGCUCAGGUGCUUAAGAAUGAUGACCGAGAACGUGAUCAUGAGAGCUCUGAAAAUGAGUAUGAGAGCUCUGGAAUGGAUAAGGAAAAUUUACUAG